Chaetomium fimeti is the source of this 2330-nucleotide messenger RNA. RefSeq lists its product as uncharacterized. The transcript is spliced from 4 exons. Lineage: Eukaryota; Fungi; Ascomycota; Sordariomycetes; Sordariales; Chaetomiaceae. The record is from RefSeq and is a predicted model, not a curated record. Bases 104 to 2164 code for a protein of 686 amino acids.
UCGGUCGACAACGCGGUCCUGGAGCCCAACCCUCAUCUGCCUUUGAACUAAACCACGCGAGAGAUCUGAGACCAUCUGCGUGUACAGAUCUGUAAACAAUACAAUGGACACUGCGCACCUGCAGCCCGGCGCGCAAGAGAGUAACGUCGGUGCCGAGAAUCCAGGGAUGGAGUUUCGACCGGACUCCCAUGACGAGUUCUUCUCGACCCAUCUCCCGUCUCGCCCGGCCACGCCCGCCGCCGCGGAGAACCAUCCUCGGCCUUCCUAUUCACACUCGCAUCAACGGAAGGCCCGGAAAAUCGUCCUGUGCUUUGAUGGUACAGGUAAUAAGUUCCACGGCGAUGACAGCGACAGCAAUAUCCUAAAGAUCUUCCGUAUGCUGGAUAGAACCGCGAGCGAGCAAUACCACUAUUACCAACCUGGAAUUGGCACAUAUGUCGUCUCGGCCAGCCUCACCCACACGGGUACGGUUGCCAGGAUUAAGUCCUGGUACAAGAAGGCCAAAGACUCGGCCGUUGGGUCAUCCUUCGACCAACAUGUCGUCGGUGGCUAUCGCUUUCUGAUGCGGUUCUACAACCCCGGCGAUGAGAUCUACAUCUUUGGCUUCUCCCGCGGCGCCUACAUCGCUCGCUUCCUCGCCGAGAUGUUGGAUUACGUCGGCCUCCUGUCGCACGGCAACGAGGAGAUGGUUGUGUUCGCUUGGAAAGCAUUCUCCAACUGGCAGAGCCGCCAGGACGCUCAGACGCCCGAAGGCCUCAAAAAGAAGAAGGAGAUGUACGAGUUCAUGAAAGGUUUCCGUGAGACCUUCUCCCGCCCUGUUCGCCGCAUCCGCUUCCUCGGUCUGUUUGAUACCGUCAAUAGCGUGCCUCGCUUCGAAACGGCCUGGAUGGCGCGGAGCAAGUUCCCCUACACGGCCCGCACGUCGGCAAAGGUGGUACGCCACGCCGUCGCCAUUGACGAGCGCCGGGCCAAGUUCAGACAGGAUCUCAUCUACCAAAGUAGCGCCCGCCGCCAGAAGCCGGAGAAGCGCAAUCCCGUUCACCAAAGGCUUCAUGAGAUCAACGAGAAGUGGGGAAGGAAAGGGAGCGUUGCGCCAGAUAAGGCGGCCGAGGGUAGGGGUCGCCGCCGAAAGGCCAAAUUGGACGUCCCUGAGGACCCCGCCCCUUACCGUGCUCGCUCGCACUCGGCACGAUCCCGACGGACACGCAUGACAGAGGGCUCAAACUUGGAGGCUAUCCCCCAUGACGGCAAGUCCGAGAUCUCGGUCGCUCCUCACCCCCACGACGAGGAUCACGAUGUCGGCUCGGAUGCAGAGUCGGAAGGUUCAGACCAAGACCUCGAUGAAGUCUGGUUUGCGGGCGGUCACGCCGACAUCGGUGGUGGAUGGGAGCUCCUCCCCGAGUCCAAAUCCGCCAGCCACGUCCCUCUGGUCUGGAUGAUCCACGAGGCGAUGAAGGCUGGUCUCAAUUUUGAUCUUGACAAGGUCCGAGAGCUGGGCUGCAUGGAUGCGCUCGACGACUUGUGCACGACAUCCGCAGAACCCCAGCAGACUGAAGCACCCGCCACGGCUCCCGGACAUCCUCCCAUCCCCAACAUCAUGGUUCGCAGCCCGAGCACCGCCACGCCAAAGCUCUUCCAGCGGGCCGGCUUUAACCAGGAACCCAACACGCCCACGACCUCGAGCAGCGGCAGCUCGAGUGACUCCUCAGCGAGCCCGCCAACCUUCAAGGAGAUGAUGCACAAGGCCCACACGGCCCUCAUCCACGACUCGCUGGAGUUCGGGGGCGGCCUUAGCUGGUCGGCAGUCGCAGCCUGGAAGGUCAUGGAAUACCUCCCCUUCCGCCGCAUGGACCUACAGCCAGACGGCUCCUGGAAGCCCAUCAGCUGGCCCCUGCCCCGCGGCGAGGUUCGCGAUAUCCCCAUCAACGCAAGGAUCCACGGCAGCGUGAUUCGCCGCAUGCAGGUCCACGAAAAGUACCGCCCGGGCAAUCUCAUUGUGGGCGGCGGUGGGAGGGGUGUGAGGAUGGCGCCAGAUCAUCUGGGCAUUGGCGAGUGGGUAUGUGUGGAAAAGGACGGCUGCCCGAUCGGAGAGAUUUGGGUGCGGAAGGACGUGGUUGAGAAGCAGCGCGGGGCGCAGAAUGGAAACGGAGAGAAGCAACAAUAGAGGAGGGUGAGGUGGAAGCGGCAGUAAACGACGGCGAGGUGGGUUGUUGAGGUUAUGUUGGCGUUAUCUUUUUGACUACCCCUUUUGCGAAGACCACGGUGCGGACCAUAUUUAACAAAACCUUACUCAAUCAAGUAUCACCAGCGGCCUCCCUGGCCAUCAACAA